Molecule: messenger RNA, 5126 nt
Organism: Drosophila novamexicana
Lineage: Eukaryota; Metazoa; Arthropoda; Insecta; Diptera; Drosophilidae
Gene: Ndae1
Product: sodium bicarbonate cotransporter 3
Exons: 12
Coding region: 720-4340 (1206 amino acids)
Biological process (GO): monoatomic anion transport; transmembrane transport; bicarbonate transport
Cellular component (GO): plasma membrane
Molecular function (GO): solute:inorganic anion antiporter activity; sodium:bicarbonate symporter activity; monoatomic anion transmembrane transporter activity
Source: RefSeq, a predicted model, not a curated record
AAACCUGCACGAAAGCUGCUGGUCAAGAGAAUUGCAAGAAAAACCGUUCUGCAGCAACAACAAAAAAAACCAUAUAACUUAAUCAAUUAAAGCAAACGCUAAAAAAAACCAAAUGCAACGCAGCCAAUUAAAUAAAAAACUGUUUAUCGUGAAUUAACUUGUGUGUCAGUGUUGGAGUGAGUGUGUGUGUACCUAGUCUUAAAAAUCCCCUACCCUUAAUGAAGUGCAUUUAAAACGAAUCUAGUAGCAAAAACAGAGUAACUAUUAGCCUAAUAUAUAGCCAAACAUCAAUGUCUAUUGCCAAGCCUGUAUUUAAUCGAACUCUUAAACCAAAGCAGAAGGUGCAGAAACAGCAGCAAAACCAAAGCCAAAAUCGAUAAACCAAAAAUUCGAAAAUUAAAUCCCAACAUCUCCUUCAGUGGUCCAACACCUGUGACAACAACAACAACUAUGAGAUACCCUAACUGCAAUUGGCCAAAGAGUUAUUAAACGUAAUUGAAAAAGCAAACACUGCCAAAGAACGAGCAAAACAUUCAACUCGGUUCCAAUCAAGUUAAACCACCGUUUCAAAUCUGAAGCUAAAUACUCUAAGGACGGCAUUUAAAGGGCCUACAAGCAGCUACUAACUGGGUCAAUAGGCAGCAGCAGCAGCUACUGUUGCCAACUUUUUCGCCCUCAAAACAUUAGCCAGGGCUUCCUGGCAAAUACGGCCCUGGAACAUGAACUCCUCGAGUGGUGACGAUGAGGCGCCCAAGGAUCCGCGCACCGGCGGCGAGGACUUUACCCAACAAUUUACAGAAAACGAUUUCGAGGGACACCGCGCACACACCGUUUAUGUGGGCGUGCACGUGCCGGGAGGACGACGGCAUUCGCAGCGGCGCCGCAAGCAUCACCACAGCGGCGGCACAGGUGCUGCAGCAGGCGCAGCAGCUGCUGCUGGCGGCGCCGCUGGCGCUGCCAGAGACAGCAUCAGCGACAAGCAACAGGAAGUGGAGCGUCCAGUGACGCCGCCCGCACAACGUGUACAGUUUAUAUUGGGCGAGGAUGUGGAUGAUGGUUCGCAUGUGUCGCAUCCUCUGUUCUCGGAGAUGGGCAUGCUGGUGAAGGAGGGCGAUGAGAUUGAAUGGAAGGAGACGGCACGCUGGAUUAAGUUCGAGGAGGAUGUGGAGGAGGGCGGCAAUCGCUGGUCCAAGCCGCAUGUGGCCACGCUCUCGCUGCACUCGCUGUUCGAGCUGCGUGGCCUGCUCCUCAAUGGCAGCGUCAUGCUGGACAUGGAGGCCAAUAAUCUGGAGCUGGUUGCCGAUCUCGUCUGCGAUCAAAUGGUCAGCGGCGGCACGCUGCCCGCCAGCGUCAAGGACAAGGUAAAGGAUGCGCUAUUGCGCCGACAUCGCCAUCAGCACGAGUAUGCAAAGAAGUCGCGAUUGCCCAUCAUACGUUCCCUGGCGGACAUGCGCAAUCAGUCGUCAUCAAAAAUGGAAGAGCAGUCUGGCAACGCUUUAAUGGCUACCACGCCCCUAUCGCUGACCGCCAGCGAGCCCGGACCCCCUGGCAAUACCAAUGGCAGUACCAAUCCACUGGGAAUGGGAAUGGGGCGUUUUCUAACGGUGCCCGGCAAGCCCAGCAACAGAACGCUUGAGGACAUGAUUAAGAGUCCCAGCAGCCAUUCGAUGGCCAGGCAGACCAGCGGCACGGAGCUGGCCGAGCAACAACACAAGGGCAAUACGCAUUUUAUGCGCAAAAUACCACCGGGAGCGGAGGCAAGCAACAUUCUAGUGGGCGAGGUGGACUUCCUAGAGCGCACACUCUCCUGUUUCAUACGUCUCAGCCAGGCGGCAGUCAUGGGCGAUCUGACCGAGGUGCCAGUGCCAACCAGAUUCAUUUUCAUACUACUGGGUCCGCCGGGCAGCCAGAGCAAUUUCCAUGAGAUUGGACGUGCCAUGGCCACGCUGAUGUCGGACGAGAUCUUCCAUGAAGUUGCGUAUAGGGCACGCAAACGCGAUCAUUUGCUCGCUGGCGUGGAUGAGUUUCUGGAUGCGGUUACAGUAUUACCACCCGGGGAAUGGGAUCCAACCAUACGGAUUGAGCCGCCGGCGGCUAUACCAUCGCAGGAGGUGCGUAAGCGACCGCCCGAGCUGCCCAAGGAGGAGAUCGACGAGGAGGAGGAGGAGCAACGCUUGCGCGAAGAGUCGGGACUCUCGCGUACGGGUCGCCUAUUUGGCGGUCUGAUCAAUGAUAUUAAACGCAAGGCGCCCUGGUACUGGAGCGAUUACCGUGAUGCGCUGUCCAUGCAGUGCGUAGCUUCGUGGAUUUUCCUGUAUUUCGCCUGCCUGUCGCCCAUCAUUACGUUUGGUGGCCUGCUGUCGGAGGCCACGGGCAAGAAUAUGGCGGCAAUGGAAUCGCUGGUCUCCGGAUUUGUUUGCGGCAUGGGUUAUGGCUUCUUUUCCGGUCAGCCGUUAACAAUUUUGGGUUCCACCGGUCCAGUGCUGGUUUUCGAGUCAAUUGUCUAUGAGUUCUCGAUGGCUCAGGGUUGGGACUAUAUGACAUUCCGGUUCUGGAUCGGCAUGUGGGUCGCUGUCAUUUGUGUCGUCCUGACCGCGAUCGAUGCCAGCGCGCUCGUCUGCUACAUAACACGCUUCACCGAAGAGAACUUUGCCACCCUUAUCGCGGUUAUCUUUGUCUACAAGGCCAUCGAGAAUGUGUUUGUCAUUGGAAAGACAUUCCCGGUCAAUCAGGGCAUCUACGAUUGCAUCUGUACUCCGCCGCUGCACAGUAAUGCCAGCGUCCUCGACUUUGCCAAGUACAAAUGGGACUCCUGUGAGUCCUACAAUGGUACACUGAGUGGCACCGAUUGCGGCAGGCCACCCACCGAGAACGUCUUCCUUAUGUCCGUGGUUCUGUGCUCCGGUACAUUCAUCUUCUCCACCGUUCUCAAGGAAUUCAAGAACGCGCUGUUCUUUCCAUCGAUUGUGCGACAAUACAUUAGCGAUUUCUCCGUUCUGAUUGCCAUCUUUGCCAUGACCUUCUUCGACUACUCACUCGGCGUGCCCACACAGAAACUGGAGGUGCCCCACGAGCUGAAGCCCACGUUGAGCACACGCGGCUGGCUCAUACCGCCGUUUAGCGAGAAGAAUCCUUGGUGGUCGGCGAUCAUCGCGGUAUUCCCAGCACUGCUGGGCACCAUACUUAUCUUUAUGGAUCAACAAAUUACGGCCGUGAUUGUCAAUCGCAAGGAGAACAAGUUAAAGAAGGGCUGCGGCUAUCACUUGGAUCUGUUUGUGCUCUCCGGCCUGAUUGCAAUCUGCAGUGUAAUGGGUUUGCCCUGGUUCGUGGCGGCCACUGUGCUGAGCAUCAAUCAUGUCAACUCGCUGAAACUGGAAUCGGAGUGCAGUGCCCCUGGCGAGAAGCCGCAGUUCUUGGGAGUGCGCGAGCAGCGCGUGACUCACAUCAUGAUCUUCCUGACCAUCGGCGGUUCGGUGCUGUUGACACCGCUGCUCGGACACAUACCAAUGCCGGUGCUCUUUGGCGUCUUCUUGUACAUGGGCGUGGCCUCGCUCAAGGGUCUGCAGUUCUUCGAUCGUAUUCUAAUCAUGUUCAUGCCGGCCAAAUAUCAGCCGGACUACAUGUUCCUGCGUCAGGUACCCAUCAAGCGUGUGCAUCUGUUUACCAUUAUACAGUUGGCCUGUCUGAUUAUCUUGUGGCUGAUUAAGAGCUUCUCCCAGACCUCGAUACUCUUCCCACUGAUGUUGGUGGUAAUGAUUGGCAUACGCAAGUCCUUGGACUUUGUGUUCACGCGACGUGAGUUGAAAAUACUUGAUGAUAUUAUGCCAGAGAUGACGAAACGUGCGGCCGCCGAUGAUCUGCAUCAACUGGACGCUGAGGACAAUCAUCAUCAGCAUCAACAGCCGCCCGGCACGGGAAGUGCUGCCUACAAUGCCAAGAAUGCAAACGCGACAGCGGGUGCCACAACCAUACACAUACCGUUAUCUGGCAACAAAAUGGGCAGCACUGCUGCGGGACCUGUGCCCCCAGUGGAAGUAAAUCGUGCGACUGUCUGGAAACAGAUUAACAAGGACGGCACCUCCGAGCAGCUGAUCAUACCCGUGACCGUUAAAGUGCGUCAAAUCAAUGGCAAUCAUUCCUCGACAAACGCCGCCCUUUCGCCACGCCUAUCGCCCAUGCACGAGGCCGAUGAAUAUAACGAAACCCCAAACAAGACGCCAGCCCAAAUGCUCCCAGCGAAUCAACAGCAGCAACUGAGCAACUGCAAGGAGGCGGCUGCCAAGCUAGAAUGUGGGCCCAUUGUCGCCGCCCAAGUCCCGGCCAACGUAACGCCCGUCUAAGCGGUGCUCCAUGGGCACCACCGUAAUACCAAAAUACCAAACUACCUAAGCUAAACGGUGUUAGAGAGAACACAAAAUGCGUAGAACAAAUGCACAACGUUUUUUAGAUCGUAUCAGAAAUGGGACUACAAGAUUAACGUACAUAAGUCUAUCCAAAGUGUGAAUGUCGAAUAUAUACAUACCAGUAUCAUAACUAAUUAUAUAUAUAUAUAUACACAACAUUAAUCGUAGUGGUUUUUAUGACAAAGUUUGGUAAACAUUUUUAAGUGUGUCCGUAGUAUUUACCACUCAACUAAAUAGUUGACGGUAAACUAAAAGAAAAUGAAAAAAAAAAAUGAAAAAAAAGCAGCAAUUUCACAGCAUUCGUUUGUCGUAGAUUUUGGGCUCAGGUACAAGUUUUAGAAGUAUUAAUUUAAAAUAUUGUAUGGCUCAAAAGCUAUAACGUAGUAUAUGCAUUCCAAAGAAACUAUAUAUAUACACUUUUUUAAAAGAAUUUUACAACAACACACGAACCAGUGUCAAUUCAACAUGAACUCUCCCCAGAUCAACAAGCUAUAACGGUCUACUAAAUAUGAUCCUCUUAUGUGUUUGCUUUUCAUUUGGCGAUUUUAAUUAAUAUGGGUUGGAUAAGCUGUGAUCUUAUUGUAGGGUGCGGGGUAUGGGGGAAGGAUUUAGUGAAAAGCCGUCUUAAAAACAAUUAGCCAGAACAUUCAUAAUAAUAUACUUAAAAUAAACUUAAAACAACUGUAAACAAAUGUAUUAUAAUUUAUGCAGUAUACUAAGUUA